GCUUCGUAAGCGAAAGGUCGCGAGUUCGAUCCUCGCCGGGGGCUCUCUUCUCCAAUAAUAUAUUUUUCUUUCCUUUACAAUUCUCUAUUUUCAUCUUGUUUCUCUCUAGUCAUUUUGCAGAUUUAGAUUUUUCUAUCAAAUAUUCUCCAAACAAUAUUCAGUCUUAAAUUAAACAAUCAAAAACUCCAUAUCUUAAAAUGUCAGUACUACCUUUACCUUUACUUCAAAACCCAAACCAACAACCAUUAAUCCCAUUUCCUUCUACCUUAAACAAAUCAAGAAACACAACCCAAAUGUCCCUCAAUCGAAGAACAACUCUGUUUAUAGUCCCAACAUCAUUCACCCUUCUUCUAAGUGAACAAAAAAAUGCCAACGCAUUUGAUUUCAGAAUCACAACUCCAGACCAAACACUUGAGGAAGCAAAAGAUGGAAUCCAAAUGCAUGCACAUAAUUUAUUACAAGUCAAAGAAUUAUUAGAGGCAGAAUCAUGGAAAGAAGCUCAAAAGUCUUUGAGAAAAAGCUCAGCUUUGUUGAAACAAGAUAUGUAUACUAUAAUUCAAGCUAAACCAGGUAAACAAAGGCCUGAAUUGAGGAAAAUGUAUUCACUUUUGUUCAAUAAUGUUUCAAGAAUGGAUUUUGCAGCUAGGGAUAAGGAUGUGCCACGUGUAUGGGAAUGUUAUGAUAAUAUUGUUAUUGCCCUUAACAAUCUUUUGCCUAGACUGCAGUAGUGUAGUUAUUUGUAAAACAAGUUUUGUAUGGUAUAAUAAUUAACUUUCGUUCUUGAGCUACUUUAA
This is a messenger RNA of Capsicum annuum, 794 nucleotides long. Its product is annotated as psbQ-like protein 3, chloroplastic. Gene Ontology annotation, cellular component: photosystem II oxygen evolving complex; chloroplast; extrinsic component of membrane. Gene Ontology annotation, molecular function: calcium ion binding. The transcript has a single exon. NCBI's taxonomy places the organism in Eukaryota, Viridiplantae, Streptophyta, Magnoliopsida, Solanales, Solanaceae. Gene Ontology annotation, biological process: photosynthesis; photosynthetic electron transport chain. The record is from RefSeq and is a predicted model, not a curated record. The coding region runs from base 198 to 728 and encodes 176 amino acids.